Molecule: messenger RNA, 1899 nt
Organism: Charadrius vociferus (killdeer)
Lineage: Eukaryota; Metazoa; Chordata; Aves; Charadriiformes; Charadriidae
Gene: SEMA7A
Product: semaphorin 7A, GPI membrane anchor (John Milton Hagen blood group)
Exons: 14
Coding region: 1-1899 (632 amino acids)
Biological process (GO): integrin-mediated signaling pathway; positive regulation of cell migration; positive regulation of macrophage cytokine production
Cellular component (GO): external side of plasma membrane
Molecular function (GO): integrin binding; chemorepellent activity; semaphorin receptor binding
Source: RefSeq, a predicted model, not a curated record
AUGGGCAGGAGGUCGCCCGUUGCCCUUUUCGUGGCCCUGUGGGCCAGCCAGCUGGGCACGUGGGCAGCGGGGCGCUCCAAGGUGAACCCCAGGAUCAUCACGGCUCCGCAAGGUGCAAAAGAGUACGUGUUUCCCAGGAGCGAGAAGUACCCGGUCUUCUAUCAUAAAGAAAACAGCUCAGCCGUCUACAUCGGGGGAGAGGGAAAGCUUUAUUACUAUGACUUUGCAACCUAUGAGAACUACACGGAAGACUUCCCAGUGAAAAAUGAAGGACUCUGCAUGACGCCUGGGAGUUUGGAGGACAAUAAAAAUUACCUCACGUUAGUGGAGAAGUAUGGAGAUGGGAUGUUAGUGUGUGGGACCGGUGCCUGCGCUCCCACCUGCUGGAACUUGACGCAGAGGAAGGAGAGCACUUCGUGGGAUGGGAGAGGUAUUGCUCCUUUCACCCCUGACUCGAAUACCCUCGUCGUCGUUGACGGUCAUGACAUCUACUCCACCAUCAAGAAGAGCCAGCAGAACGGCAAGAUACCCCGUUUCCGUCGAGUGCGAGGUGGUGGAGAGCUCUACACAAGCGACACAGUGAUGCAGAACCCUCAGUUUGUCAAAGCCACCACGUUAAGGCAUGAAGAACCUCACCAGGACAAGAUUUACUACUUCUUUCGUGAAGACAACCCAGACAAGAGCCCCGAGGCCCCCAGAAACAUCUCCCGAGUAGCCCAGCUGUGUAAGGAAGAUAAAGGGGGAACCGGUUCGCUCUCUGCUUCCAAGUGGACCACCUUCCUGAAGGCCAGCUUAAUUUGUGUUGACCCAGUCACCAAGGGCAACUUCAACUGGUUGCAAGAUGUCUUCUUUGUCCCGGCGAGUAACUGGCGGCACUCCAAAGUCUACGGGCUCUUCACAAACACCUGGGGAAGCUCUGCUGUUUGUGUCUAUUCCUUUGGGGACAUUGACAACGUGUUUCGGACGUCCAAACUCAAAGGCUAUAAUGGUCCCAACCCAGAGAUCAAGCCUGGGCAGUGUGUUUCCUCUGGACAGCACACCCCAAGCGAGACCUUCAAGAUAGCCGACAGCCACCCGGAGGUGGAGGACCGGGUGGAGCCCCUCUCCCCCACCAAGAGCCCCUUAUUCCACAACAAGCACCGCUACCAGAAGAUUGGGGUGCACGAGGUCUCUGCGGCUGAUGGGCGCCGCUACAACGUGCUUUAUCUGGCAACAGACAAGGGAUCCAUCCACAAGAUCGUGGAGCUGCCCGAUGGGGUGCAGAACAUCAUGGAGCUCCAGGUUUUCCCAAAGAAGGACCCCAUCCAGUCCAUGAUCCUGGACCACAAGAGGGCGAUGCUCUACGUCGGCUCAACAGAUAAAGUCAUGGAGAUACCCAUGGACAUGUGCAGGGUGUAUCGCAACAACUGCGACAGCUGCUUGCUGGCCAGGGACCCGUACUGCGGCUGGUCCAACGGGAGCUGUCAGUCGGUUUAUCUAAACCGGGAGGUACAUCAGAACCUGAACCUGGACCCGUGGCGAGGAAGGUGCCAAAAAGGGGAUAUUAAGGAAGAUGACUAUCAGAACAUCACAGUCGUCCCUUUCUCCCGCUACUACCUCAACUGUCCCAUCGAGUCCCACUAUGCCACCUACAACUGGUACCACAACAACAGCCUCAUCAAGACCUGCAACACCACCCACCCCCAGCAGGCCUGCUUGCACUUCAUCCAGAACGUCAGCCACCUUCACUACGGCCACUACGUCUGCAUCUCGGAGGAGGACGGCUUCAAGCAGGCUCUGGUAAAGGAGCGGUUGGUCAACCAGCUCAGGUUCAUGUCCCAGAAAGGCCAGGCCACCAUGACGUUCGGCUCUUGGCUGCAGCUUCUCUUGAUGGUGCUGUUGGUGGAGCUCUUCCACUGA